AUGUCUGCCACCGCUGAUAAAGCGCGGUUCUUCUUGGAAAAGUCCGUUCCGGAGCUCAAAGAGUACGAGAAGAAAAAGAUCUUCACCAAGGAUGAAAUCACAUCAAUCGUCAAGAAGCGAUCCGAUUUUGAGCACAAGAUCAAUGCGCGUGGCGCACAGCCAGCCGACUACGUACGCUAUGCCGAGUACGAAAUGAACCUCGACAGUCUCCGGCGCAAAAGAGUAAAGCGACUAGGCAUCAAAUCAACCGGAUUCAGUGGGCAACGUCGGAUCUUUUUCGUCCUUGAUCGUGCCACUCGCAAGUUUCACGGCGAUAUCGGUUUAUGGGUCCAGUACAUUGAAUAUGCGCGACGACAGAAAGCCUUCAAGAAACUCAGCACGAUCCUGAUGGACGCAUUACGGCUUCACCCGUCCAACGCAGACUUGUGGAUUUACGCCGCAAAUUACUCCGUUGAAGACCACGCCGAUAUGUCUCAGGCACGGACCUAUAUGCAGCGAGGGUUAAGAUUCUGCAAAAGCUCCAGGAAGCUCUGGAUUCAGUACGCCAAGUUAGAGCUGAUCUACAUCACGAAGUUGGUUGCUCGACAAAGGAUACUUGGGCUCGACGAAAAAGUCGAAGCUCCCAAGCAGCAGGCGCCAGAGGAUGACUUUAAUGCCGACAUGAUCAUGAUGCCAGACGUUACGGAAGAAGAGAUCAAUCCUAGUGCGCGAGAUGAGAACAUGGAUGAAGCGGCGCUUAAAACUCUCAACUCAACUCCCGCACUUAGCGGUGCCAUCCCACUCGCUAUCUUCGACUCUGCCAUCAAAAAUUUCGACCAUAACGACCAAUUCGCCCACGAGUUCUUUGACAUGGUCUUCAAGUUUGAAGACGUACCCUGCCUGCAGAAGAUUCUGUCAAAUAUCCUCGAAGCAAUGCAACAGUUCAAGCCCGUCAGCCCUCAUACGUUGAUAUGCUACAUCAAAUACCCUACGGCCGGCGUUCAAGCCACUUCGGCCGAGUUCCCCCGUGCACUGGGAGCGGCACUGUCACGACUGCAAGAACAUCGCCAAAAGCCCGAGGUUGCGAAGGAGGUAAUCAGCUGGUUACGUCCAGUCGAGAAGACUAGAGACUUGGACCCGUCUAUUCAAAAGGUUAUUGCUGCCACGAUUCACAAAGCGGAGCUGGUUCUUCAGGAAUCGUAG
Aspergillus mulundensis is the source of this 1182-nucleotide messenger RNA. RefSeq names its product snoRNA-binding rRNA-processing protein UTP6. The coding region runs from base 1 to 1182 and encodes 393 amino acids. NCBI's taxonomy places the organism in Eukaryota, Fungi, Ascomycota, Eurotiomycetes, Eurotiales, Aspergillaceae. The transcript is spliced from 2 exons. The record is from RefSeq and is a predicted model, not a curated record. Gene Ontology annotation, molecular function: snoRNA binding; protein binding. Gene Ontology annotation, cellular component: small-subunit processome; Pwp2p-containing subcomplex of 90S preribosome. Gene Ontology annotation, biological process: maturation of SSU-rRNA from tricistronic rRNA transcript (SSU-rRNA, 5.8S rRNA, LSU-rRNA).